Messenger RNA from Trichoderma gamsii, 1566 nucleotides. RefSeq lists its product as hypothetical. Lineage: Eukaryota; Fungi; Ascomycota; Sordariomycetes; Hypocreales; Hypocreaceae. The coding region runs from base 1 to 1566 and encodes 521 amino acids. The record is from RefSeq and is a predicted model, not a curated record. Gene Ontology annotation, molecular function: nucleotide binding. The transcript has a single exon.
AUGGCCUCGCUCAAGGUCUCAAAUGACGCCGCCGGCGAUCCCCAUGUGAAGCCUCUCCCGAGGCCUGAAAUGUCAGAGGACCCUCCCCGCUUCAUCAUAAUCGGCGCCGGUGCUCGAGGAAUUGGCUAUGCGAGAGGCAUUGAUAUCGCCAGCAACGGCAAAGUGGCCGCCGUGGCAGAUCCGGACAAGUAUCGACGAGAGACGCUGGGCAAGCAGCACAUCUGGGGCGGCAACGGCCCCAGCCAAGGCCAGAUGUUCUCGGACUGGCGAGACUUUGUCGAGUAUGAGCAGAAGCGGCGCCAAAGGGUAGCCAGUGGCGAAAAGGACGUCCCCAAGGGCGUUGACGGAGCCUUUGUCUGUGUCCAGGACCAGAUGCACCGAGAGGUCGUUGUUGGCCUGGCUCCGCUGGGCAUUCACAUCAUGUGCGAGAAGCCGCUUGCGCCGUCUUUGCAGGACUGUCUCGAUAUUUACAAGUCGCUCAAGCCGCAGCUCGCGUCCAACAUCUUCUCCAUCGGCCAUGUGCUGCGAUACAGCCCGCACAACAUGAUGCUGCGGAAGCUGCUAGUGGAAGACCAAAUCAUUGGCGACAUCAACAGCGUCGUCCAUACAGAGCCUGUUGGCUGGUGGCACUUUACGCACUCGUACGUGCGAGGAAACUGGAGAAACUCAAAGACCUCGGCGCCUUCGCUGCUAGCCAAGUGCUGCCACGACAUCGAUCUGAUCUUGUGGCUGCUCUGUUCCCCCGAGAAGGCUGGCGAGGGCGAGCCUCAUCUCCCCGACUUUGUGUCGUCGACUGGUGGUUUGCAAUUCUUCAAAAAGAGCCGCAAGCCUGCCGCUGCGGGAUCUGCUACAAACUGCAUGACUUGUCCCCUCGGCGAUUCCGGCUGCAAGUACUCUGCCAAGAAUGUAUAUCUCAGUGCCAACUGCGAGGGAGUCGGUACUGGCAACACGGAUUGGCCAAUGACCACCGUCGUGCACGACAUUGAAGACUUUAAAACGCUUGACGAGCGCAAACAGGCCGUCAUCAAGGUCCUCGAAGAAGACUAUGACGACUCAACCCCGGAAGAAGUGGUCAGCUCGCGCAACUGGUUCGGUCGAUGCGUUUUCGAGUCCGACAACAACGUCUGCGACGACCAAUUCGUUACCAUUACAUGGCCCGAGUCCAUCAAGCCCGCCAAGCGAGUCACCAUCCAGAUGGUGGCCCAAACCAAGAAGCAAUGCGACCGCUUCUCCUACUUCUACGGCGAGCACGGCGAAAUCUACACCGACUCCGAAAAGAUUAUCGUGCAAGACUUCGACACCAAAGAGACCAAAGUCUAUACGCCGCACGCGGAGCACAAGGGCCACGGCGGCGGCGACUUGGGCCUCACGAGACAGUUUGUAUUGGCCUGCGAUCGGGUGAAGAAUCACGGGUGGGAGGCUGAAAAGGCGCAGAAUGAGUUUGUCGGAUGCACGCUCGAGGAGGUGAUUCGUAGUCACGCAAUGGUGUUUGCCGCGGAAGAGGCACGCGAGAAUAACAUUGUUGUAAAUUGGCCCCAAUGGUGGGAUAGGGUCACGACGGAAUAG